GUAUAUCCCUAGUAUUGUAAAUUCUAAAUCUCUCUAUGUGUAAUGAUAAUAAUAAUACGUGAAAGCCUCAAUGAUUCUGUCAGCGAAGUACAAAAUGUAGAAAAUGUAUUUGAAUUGUUUAAAAAGUCUAAUAUAAGCUACGUCAAUAUGGAUAACAGAGUUUAUUCAUCGAUACGACGUGAAAUGACACGGGAUGAGUGUAGAAAAUGUUUACGCUAUCUAGAAUUAGAUGCUUAUGGGAAUAUGGUAUCGGUCUUACGUGCUCAAGGAAUUUUAACUAGUAGCAAACAAAGAUUACUGCAAGAACUUGCUAAAAUUCUUCAUAUAUCUAACGAAAGACAUCGUGCUGAAGUACGUAGAGCUGUUAAUGAUGAGAAACUCACAAUGAUAGCCGAGCAGUUAAACGGACCAAAUACUGCUAUAGAUUGGAUCAUGGAAGGCCGUCGUUCAACUCCACUUUUACCUAGAUUGAAAGCACGAAAUGCUUUUACAAUGUUAGCAAACAGUCUAUCAUUUGCAACCACGCAUGCGAAUGACAAUAAUCCAGUCGAAGAAAACAAGGAGGAAGAUAAAGAUAUACUAGAUGAAUCCAAGGUAUGUUUGAAAAUUGAAAAAAUAUCAUCAAUUGAAGCAGGAUCAUGUAAUGCUCAAGCAACCGUCAACUGUAGAAAAAGAUCUAUACACGAUACAAAUAAGGUACUAAAUAUUGAUAAGGAUCAAGAAAAAAGGCCUAUAAAAAUUAAAUACCAAGAUAUUCAACAAGUUAACUCUACCAAACAAGAUAUUUCUUCGUUUUCACCACCACACAAUAAGGUAUUGGUGUUAUCUUCUAAUUCAUUGGACACAUUGAAUCAUGCUAAUGAGAAUGAAACAUUACUCGAAGCUGAAAUGGAGCAAAGCGAAACAACGAUUUCACAGCACCAAGGUGUUACUCUUAUCCCACUCUCUGUGAUGUGUGCAGGAUCUAGUCUAAUAGCACCUUCGAAGGAUGUACUGUCAGAGAGUACAAAUACUUUGGUACCCGUUCAUUCAACCAUUAAUUGUAAUACAAAAGUUACUACUUGUGCAACUAAUUCCACCAAGAAUAAAGAUAAAACAACAGUACAAAAUAAGAUUAAUACAAGAUUACCAGUAAAUACUGGAACAUUAGAUAGUUUAUCACACAUCAGAAAUAGUGACACACAAUCGGAAAAUCAAGAUAUACAAUUAGCACCAACUUCAAAAUCAGAGGUAGCAAAUUUAAAUCCUUGUGUUAAAAAUUUACCAACGACAGUGCAAGCUAACGUGAAAACUGUUUCAUCUAUUAAAUCUGCUAUAUCAACUUGUGCACGAUUUACAGCUCCUGGAACUAUGGUAUCAAGCGGUCCUGGCCCACCUAGUGUUAAAUCUGUGGUAACAACUUUAGCAUGUAAAAAAUUGCCAGUUGCGAUUAUCAAUCAAUCUACUGCUAAAAUGCGUGUGACAUUAAAUUCUGAUAAAACUGUAAAUAUAACUAAUCAUCCUAAUAAAAAAUUAACAACUAAGACUAAUGUAAUAGUAAUACAAAAAGGAAGUAACAAAGGCAUAAUGCUGUCUCAUGCAGGCAAGGAAGUAUUAGGUAAAGUAAUAAUGGGAGGAAAGAAAUUAUCGGUAUCAAAUCAACAAAAUUCAAGUACGGUUAACAUUUUACCACAUCCUAUUAAUUUAGAUAAUUGCAAUCAAACAUCAACAAUGCUAACAGCUACGCAUGUGGAAACUAUGAAAACAAAUAUAAAGGAAAGAGAUAACAAUGAAGUGCAUUUAAAAGAUACUGGAUCUUCUUUCAAAAUUAACAGUUCAGUUAAUGCAUUAGAGGAAACAGUAUGUAGAAAAUCUAAAGAAGUCUGCAAAGAAGUUAAUUCUCAAGUAGUAAAUAUUACGAAUCUUAAAAAACUUAAAAGAAAUGAAGAAGACCGUACAUAUUUUAAACCAUUUACUCAAGAUAAUUCUCCAAAUAAUCUACAGAGGGAAGAUUCUCUUUGCAGUAUGGAAAUGAAUGCAAAUAUAUUUGAAAAUGGAUUUCAAUCGACUGACAUUAACUUAGAAAAUUUUGAGUGCCUGGUGGAAAAUGGUGAUCAUAUCCCGGAAAAUAAAAACAAUUCGAUAUCUAUUACCUAUAAAAAAAACCCGAGUGAUUCGUAGUAGCAAAUUAAUCUCGAAAAUACAUUUUUUCAAUGCUAUAAUACAAAAAAGGCUCAUGUGAUGAUUUAUAGUUUCGAGAACAUACA
This is a messenger RNA of Polistes canadensis, 2246 nucleotides long. RefSeq names its product protein EMSY. NCBI's taxonomy places the organism in Eukaryota, Metazoa, Arthropoda, Insecta, Hymenoptera, Vespidae. Gene Ontology annotation, biological process: regulation of DNA-templated transcription. Gene Ontology annotation, cellular component: nucleoplasm. Bases 43 to 2160 code for a protein of 705 amino acids. The record is from RefSeq and is a predicted model, not a curated record. The transcript has 14 exons.